AUGGAGAAGGGAAAAACAGACAACCUGUGGCUCUUCAAAUCAAUUUUCUCUAAAAGGAGCAAUGGCAGCGAAGAGAUUGCCGACGCCAAUGCCGCUAACGAGAACCUCCCUAUCUAUUUCUUGUCUUCUCAUGCUAACUCCGUCGCCUUUCGUUGCUCCAAGAUUCUUGGCAUAUCAACAGAAUUGUUACAGGAGCAAUUUGAUUUUGAGGUCCCUGAUUACUUUAGGCAACCUCCUCUAUGUGCUAGGAACUUUGUGGAGUUUUGCUCGUAUAAGGCACUACGUCUGGUUACAUCACAACCCAAUUAUUUGAAUGAUAAGGACUUUUCCCGGCUGACAUUUGAUAUGAUGAUUGCAUGGGAGGCCCCUGGCGUUGAUAGUGAUCUCAUUCAUAGUGAAACCGUUUCUUGCGGCAAUCAGGAUGUGGAGGGUGAGGACGGUUGGUCAUUAUUCUAUUCCAGUUCCACCAAAAUGGCUGUUCAGGUUGAUAACAAAAAAACUGUUGGGCCAGAGGCUUUUGCUCGAAUAGCACCUGCCUGUCCAAUUAUUGCAGACAUUGCCACAGUUCACAAUCUUUUUGAUGUUCUGACAAGUUCUUCAAGUCCCCGGCUUCAUUUUUUGAUAUACAGCAAGUACAUUCAGAGUCUUGAAAAGGUCGCAAAAUUUAUGCAAAAUGCAGUGGGACCGCAUGUCCUUUCCAAUCUCUCACUGGCUGAUGGUGAAUUUAUUAUAGACGUAGAUGGCACAGCUCCCACCCAGCCAGUUUUGCAACACAUUGGGAUGUCUGCAUGGCCAGGGCGUUUAACAUUGACAAAUUACGCUCUUUACUUUGAGACUGGCGUGGGUUUAUAUGACAAGGCUGUAAGGUAUGAUUUGGCAACCGAAAUGAAGCAAGUUAUAAAGCCGGAACUAACUGGACCCUUAGGUGCUCGUCUCUUUGAUAAAGCUGUGAUGUACAAGUCAACAUCCAUAGCAGAGCCUGUCUAUUUGGAAUUUCCAGAAUUCAAAGGUUGCUCAAGGAGGGACUAUUGGUUGGAUAUCUGUCUAGAGAUUCUCCGUGCACACAAGUUCAUCAGGAAGUAUAAUCUGAAAGGGAAUCAGCAGUUUGAAGCGCUUGCUCGGGCAGUCCUUGGAAUAUUUCGGUUCCGUGCAGUUAGAGAAGCCUUCCACGUUUCCUCGUCUAGUUACAAAACCCUGUUGUGUUUUAAUUUGGCUGAGAGUCUUCCUGGAGGAGAUAUGAUAUUGGAGAUCUUAUCCGGUCGCUUGACACUUAUAAGUUCAACUACUAGUGCUGGUUAUCAUGAUUUUCGACAACGUUCCCCUAGCGCAAAUAGACAGCAGUUAUCUCCAGCUGCUCUCAUGACACUUGUUAGGCUCAAAAUUGUUUCAUCACAAGAUUCACAACAAAAUAUUGAAGCAACAUAUCAUCAAGCUGGAGACAUUGCUGUUGGUGAAACAAAUCCCUUAGAAGCUGUUGUUAAGCAGUUGAAACAGGAUACUGGGAUGGCUGAAGCUGCUCAAGCAACUGUUGACCAAGUCAAAGUGGAAGGAAUAGAUACCAAUUUAGCUGUGAUGAAGGAGUUGCUCUUCCCUGUUAUUGAAAUGUGUAACCGGCUAAAUCGUUUGGCUUCAUGGGAUGAUCCCUGCAGAUCAGUGAUAUUUGUGUUGUUCUUGAGCUAUGCGAUAUUCAGGGAUUGGGUCAGGUACAUGUUACCAUCAAUUUGCUUAUUCUUGUCGCUUGUAAUGCUUUGUCGCCGUUAUGCUUGGAAAAGAGUGCAACUGGAAGCAUUCCAAAUUGUAGGUCCGCCAAGUAAGAAUCCAGUAGAGCAGCUUUUAACAUUACAAGAAGCUAUUACCCAAACUCAGUCUAUAAUCCAAAGUGGUAAUAUAACCCUUUUGAAAUUACGAGCGUUGCUUUUUGCUGUUCCACCACAGGCAACAGACAAGCUGGUUCUCUUGUUGGUGGUAAUGGCCAUAGUUCUUUCUUUUGUACCAACGAAGUAUGUGAUAUUAGUUUUGUUUUUAGAGGGUUUCACAAGGAACAUGCCAUUAAGAAAAGAAAGUAGUGAAAGAGGGGUGAGACGAUUGAGGGAGUGGUGGAUCCGGAUUCCUGCGGCUCCCGUUCGGCUUACAAGGCCUGAUGACAAAAAGAGAAAGUAA
This is a messenger RNA of Striga hermonthica, 2160 nucleotides long. NCBI's taxonomy places the organism in Eukaryota, Viridiplantae, Streptophyta, Magnoliopsida, Lamiales, Orobanchaceae. The record is from the annotation of a GenBank genome assembly.